Molecule: messenger RNA, 3538 nt
Organism: Hippocampus comes (tiger tail seahorse)
Lineage: Eukaryota; Metazoa; Chordata; Actinopteri; Syngnathiformes; Syngnathidae
Product: zinc finger protein 2 homolog
Exons: 9
Coding region: 102-2651 (849 amino acids)
Biological process (GO): regulation of transcription by RNA polymerase II
Cellular component (GO): nucleus
Molecular function (GO): DNA-binding transcription factor activity, RNA polymerase II-specific
Source: RefSeq, a predicted model, not a curated record
CCCAAAGUACCGGAAGUACUUCUGUGUGGCACCCAGCGGAAAUAAACAACGUACCUGAUCGACUCUGUCGGCCGGCGUCCGCUUAAAGCAUCAAAGCAACGAUGGCGUCUGUUCAGUAUCUAAGGCACUUUGUAAACGAGCGACUCACUGCUGCCGCUGAGGAAAUAUUCGGCGUCUUCGAAAGAACUCUCGCCGAGUACCAGGAAGAGCUUCAGCGUCAGCGUCGAAUGGUGGAUACCCUCAGUGGCCCUCAAAUCAAGUUACACAGGAUUGAGAUCCAACAUGAGGACAUUGAGCAGAUUUGCACUGAGAAGCUGCUUUAUAAGCAAGAGGCCGACACAUGUGCGGACCAAAGUGAACCAGACCCUGUACUGGAUGGGGUUUCCAGGCAUGAAUUACAUUUAGAAAUACAACACGUGGACAAGGAGCCACAGUUUCUUCGUGACCAGCAGCUUUGUUGGCAAGAGCAAAAUUCAUUUGUGGACCAAGAGGAGCCAGAGCAUCCGCAGAUUAAAGAGGAACCCGGAACCAGUCACGACGGAGAACUGAAUACUUCCUCAUCUGUUCCAGUCGUUGACGACCAUUACAGCAGAGGGGAUGCCGUCCUGUACUCGAGUCCCAUUGAAAGUCCGUCAGAGGACGCGAGCGUACACACCGAGACGAGCCGAAAGUCUUUCAGGUGCGACUACUGCGGCAAAGCGUUUGGUUUCAGGUGCAAGCUGAAAAGACACAUGAUGACCCACACGGGAGUGAAGCCCUACUCUUGCAAGACAUGCGGCAAGGGAUUUAACCAGACGUCCAACCUGAAAAGACACUUAAUGAUCCACACCGACGAGAAGCCGUACGCUUGCAAAACGUGCGGGAAGCAAUUCAGGAACACGCACGAAGUCAUCACGCACGCCAGAACUCACACGGGCGAAAAGCCGUACCCCUGCAGCACGUGCGGGAAAAGGUUCACGCAGCUCUCUAUCCUCAAGAGACACGUCAUGGUCCACACCGGGGAGAAGCCGUUCCUCUGCAACACGUGCGGCAGAAGCUUCGGCGACCUGUCGGUGCUGAAAAGGCACGUGAUGGUGCACACGGGAGAGAAGCCGUAUGCGUGCGACGUCUGCGGGAGAAGGUUCCGCGCCAACAGCAACUUGAGCAUCCACAGGAGGAGGGUGCACGCGGCGGGGCGUUCUCUCGAGGCCGCGUGCUUUGAUAAAACAAACCCAAGCCAAAACGUUAGCCAUCACAAAUCCUCUUGCUUAGGCAAAACAUCAGUCCCGUUUACCAUGUCGGUGACGCAAUCGACCACGUCCAAAUUCCACCACUUGAGGACGUUCGUCAACGAGCGACUGACUGCCGCCGCCGAAGAAAUAUUUGGUGUUUUUGAGAAAACAAUCGUCGCCUACGAAGAAGAGAUGGACCGUCAGCGCAAGCUUCUGGACGUGGUCUGCAAACCCGCCGGUCAUUCACACAUAACAGAGUCCCUAGAGGGAAGAUUGUGCACCCAGGAGAGCAUCACCAGUGUGGAGCAGGAGCAGCAAGAGCUUUCGCACAUUAAAGUGAAACAAGAGGAGCAUUUCUCCAACUGUGCGGUCUGGCCUCUGGGUUUGAACUGUGAUCAGAAUGAAAGCGAAGCGGAUAAAGAAGCCACCAAUGAUGUGGAAAAUAGCGACUUUGACACCUUGGAGCUGAGCAACGAUAAUCAAAUCGUCUUCCGUGGCUAUUAUCCAGAAAACAGCCAAGAAUACCUAAACGCAAACAUAGCAUCUACAUCCACUCGGAAUAUCAAGACGGAACAUCACGACCAGGAGGACAGGACGUAUAACAUGGAGAACGCCAUGUCAGCCAUCAACUCUCAGGUGCAACUCUUUGAGCAGCCUUUUCACGGCAGUGUCUUUCACACCGACUCGGACGUGUACGCGCAGGCCAAGCCUUUCGUUUGCGACGUCUGCGGAAAGGGAUUCGGCUUCAAGCGUUACCUGGCGCAGCACAUGAUCACCCACUCGGCGGAGAAGCCGUACUCUUGCGGCAGGUGUCGCAAGACCUUCCGGCGCAUGCAAGGGCUGCAGAUACACAUGCGGUGUCACACGGGCGAGAAGCCGUAUUUCUGCAAAACCUGCGGGAAGAGAUUCUGCCAGAGCUCCUCGCUCAGGGUUCAUCUGAGAGUUCACACGGGCGAGAAACCGUACUCGUGCACCACGUGCGGGAUCGGAUUCAGUAGCCUGCCGGUGCUGAGGAACCACGUGGUGAGGGUGCACGAAGGCAACAUGCUGUACGUCGCCUCGUCCGGGGAGAGGAACUCUGUUGUGUGGCCCAAUUAUCAACACAUUUCUGCAUGGUUUGCAUCGGCGGAGAAGCCGUACUCUUGCGGCAGGUGUCGCAAGACCUUCCGGCGCAUGCAAGGGCUGCAGAUACACAUGCGGUGUCACACGGGCGAGAAGCCGUAUUUCUGCAAAACCUGCGGGAAGAGAUUCUGCCAGAGCUCCUCGCUCAGGGUUCAUCUGAGAGUUCACACGGGCGAGAAACCGUACUCGUGCACCACGUGCGGGAUCGGAUUCAGUAGCCUGCCGGUGCUGAGGAACCACGUGGUGAGGGUGCACGAAGGCAACAUGCUGUACGUCGCCUCGUCCGGGGAGAGGAACUCUGUUGUGUGGCCCAAUUGAAGUGUCGUAACACAUUUGACACCUGUUAAUGUUUGGUAGUAUUUUUAUACAGGUACAUCUGGUGCAAAAGUAGCCUGUAACUGUAGAAAAUAAUGUUACACAUGAUGCAAAAUUAACCAAAUGAACCAAUGAGAAUGAGCUAAAAAUUAUUUUUGCUAAAACUACAGUUAUUUUGUACAAGUUACUUUUGCACCAAAUUUACCCCCUGGACUCAAGACAAAAAUUGUCUUUGCAAUAAUAUGUUCUAUGUGCCCGCACUCGUCGAAACUAGCCUGAUGAACAUUGCGUUAGUGGAAUAAGAAUGAAGUCGAAAAAUCCACCAGAUUUUAUCCAUCUCAGGUGCUGCCAUUUUGUCUUGAAUUGCCCCCUGCUGUCGAUUAAAAUUGACAUCAAAAUGCCCUCGGGUUUGCAUUGUGAACGUCACAUGACCAAACACAGAAAACGAGUGAAUGGUGCGUCAGCAAGCUUGGCGUUGAUAGAACACAUGAUUAUAAAGACCAUUUUUGACUUGGCUUCCCCUUUUAAGCAAGCUUGACUUUGUCAAAGAGUGGCACUCUUGAAUUUCAGAAAUAGGCUAAAACUAACAAAUGGGAGCAGAAAAAAGACGUCAAUAGGUGAAUUUGUUCCUCGUCAGCUGGCAUCAUGUAGGGGAUUACUUUGGGUGACUUUUUUUUUAGGCAUUUUCUGCACCCCGCCCCACAAAUACAAUAAUCCAGAAAGUAUAUACUGUGUUGUAUAUUUAUUUUCAGGGCAGCACGAUGUGGUAGUGUUUGAGUCUCAGCCCCGGCUUUCCAAUGUGAUGAUUGCAUGUUCUGUCUUUUUUUUCCCCUCUUCAGAUCGUCAGACUUUCUCCCACAUUCCCAAAAUGUGCGUGUUAGAUUAAUAGA